This is a messenger RNA of Helianthus annuus (common sunflower), 672 nucleotides long. RefSeq lists its product as uncharacterized. The transcript has 2 exons. The record is from RefSeq and is a predicted model, not a curated record. NCBI's taxonomy places the organism in Eukaryota, Viridiplantae, Streptophyta, Magnoliopsida, Asterales, Asteraceae. The coding region runs from base 1 to 672 and encodes 223 amino acids.
AUGGAUACCCGAAGUUCUGCUGAAUUGAAGAAAGCUCUUGAAAACGCCGAGGCCGAGAAGAAAGCGAUGGCUGAUAGGAUGAAGGCUAUGGAAGAACAGAUCAAUGAACUCCCUUUCACCGCCGGGAUGACGAUGACAACGACACCGGUUGAAAUCCCUGAGUAUGAUGGUAGAAUUGAUCCAGACGAGUUUAUUGAGUGGUUGAGAACUGUAGAAUGUGUCUUUGAUUACAAAGAAACAUCAGAGGAGAACAAAGUCAAGAUUGUAGCCAUGAAAUUGAGAAAGUAUGCAUCGACAUGGUGGGCCAAUACGUGUACUAAAAGAGAGCAGUUGGGGAAGUCGAAGGUGAAGGAAUUGUCAAAAAUGAAGCGCUUAAUGAAACAGAAGUUUCUGCCCUCAUAUUACAUUCAGUCAAGUUUUUCUCAACUGCACCAUCUUAAACAGAAUCAGCGACCAGCAAAGGAGUAUUCUCGGGACUUCGAGUAUUUGCAUAUGAAGUGUGACUUACCCGAGGAUGAACCACAAACUUUGGUCAGGUAUUUGGGCGGAUUAGAUACCGGUGUUGCUAAUGUCGUGGAGUUGUACCCUUAUUCCACUUUAGAUGAAUUAAUCCUGUUGGCUCACAAAGUAGAUAACCAGCAAAGAAACAAAGGAAAAUUUGAGGCUUGUUGA